This is a messenger RNA of Nestor notabilis (Kea), 1637 nucleotides long. RefSeq names its product zinc finger CCCH-type containing 3 (gene ZC3H3). Lineage: Eukaryota; Metazoa; Chordata; Aves; Psittaciformes; Psittacidae. Gene Ontology annotation, cellular component: nucleus. The transcript has 3 exons. The record is from RefSeq and is a predicted model, not a curated record. The annotation marks the transcript as partial.
UUUUCGGCCAGGUACCCCCAGCAAGCUCCAACAAGGGAUUUCCAGCAGCACCAAGGUCAUUCCUGGAGGAAAAAGUAUUCCCUUGUGAACCGGCCACGGGGAGCAGCGUGUGACACUGGGAGCGGUGCGAGUGCCAGCACGUCUCAGGCUUUUGGGAGCUGUGGGGACAGCCAGGCCUCUGAGCCACCAGAAUCACCUCCAGAGAGACAUGUGGACCUAACCACUGAUGGUAACAUAGUUGUGGGGAUCCAGCUCCCCCACAGGGUUGCCCAGUUUGGAGAUUCCAAAGGAUUUCCUGAUGUUGGUUCUUGCUGCAAGCUGGAAACGGUGGUCACAGCUUCAGGUGACAAGAAAAGGGUGCCAAAAUCUCCACCCGUGAGCCAAAAUGAAGGGAGGAGACCUUCUCUCUCUGUUUCAUUCACUUCAUCUCACAGGUUUGUGAGUUCAGCCUAUGUGAGUGUGGCAGAUAAGGCCAGAACGGUGCUGAUGGCUGGUGACGUGGCUGGGAGCUCCCCAGCUUCCUCUGGAAGCACCAGUGAAAGCGCCGUGACACUGAAGUCAGAACCUCAGGAGCCUCCAGUGUUGCCAGACCGUGAACCAGCUCGGUGCUUGGUGUGCAAGAAGACAGAGCCACCAGCUCCAGGGCAGGCCAGUUGUGAGCAAGACAGGGAUGCUUCCAGAGAGACAAAGCUCCUGGGAAGUGGUGAGCCACACUCCAGGCCUGCUGUGACUUCGGUGGUUGGGAUGACUCCAGUGAAGAGCAGGUUUUCCACGGUCCCCAAAGCUGUUGGUCACCUAAAAGCUGCCUCAACCCCCAUCUCCAGCAAAGCUCCAAAGUUCAGGAAAACUAACUACACGUGGGUUGCAAACCCUGGUAGAUGCUCUCGUGCUGUGAAGAGGUGGGUGAGCCCUAGAGCUUCAGAAGGUGCUAAGAGGGUCACUGGUGGAGCAGACAAAGGUGCUAAACUGUCACCAAAAGCAGACUUGGGAGCAAAGGUGAAGAAAUCAGGACUUCAGGCCAAGCUGGGGGUUUCUCCCAGCAAAUACAAGUGGAAAGCCACCACCUUGCAGAGCUCACCCUCCACCUCCAAGUCAGCGUUCAGGUGGCGAUCAGAGGAUCAGCAGAAGCCUCCAGCCCCCAGCCUGCCUCGAGCCAGUGCUGUCCCACCGCCCCUGAGUGCUGUAUCUGGUGGACUUGGUGGGGUGAAGUCCUCCUUUGGUGACACCACAUUGUCCAGUUACAAAGUGAAGAGUCGGACCAAAAUCAUCAAGAGAAAAGGCAGCUUGGGCUUCCCAACAGAUAAGAAGAGCAGCUCCUCACCCACCACACCUCUGAAGAGCUACUUCCACCUCAGGAAGAAGAACUCCCUGAGGGGCAAACCUUCUGUAGCACCAAAGCGCUCCUUACCCAGGGGCCUGGUGCACAUCACCAAGCACAGGCUCUGCAGGCUGCCAGCCACCAGGAUGCAGGUCUCCACCAAGGAAGGAGCCAACUUGCACUUCCUCAGGAGCCCCCCAGCCAACAAGGUGAUAAAGACACGCUACAGGAUCGUGAAGAAGAACGUGGUGUCUUCAACCUCAUCGCCUUUCAGCAGCCCCAUUCCCAACUGGAGGAUGAGACGCCCUGUGACAUCCAG